AAUAAAAAUCAAUUCAACAUAAAUAACUAAACCAACAAUUAACAAAUUUGUUCCAAACAUAAACAAAGAUUAAUCCAAGCUAAACUAAAACAUAAACAAAAAUUAAUCCAACAAUGGAGGGGAAGUGAAAAUGAAAAUUGAGAAAUGAAUUAGGGUUAAGGUUAAAUGUAAGUAGGGGAAUGUAUUGGGUUAAUUUUUAUGGAUUGGGUUGGGUUGGGUUGGGUUGGGUUGGGUUAAAUUUAAUUUUGAUUGAAUUGAGUUUGAACUUGAGUUUGGGUUUGUGUUUGGCUUUGGCUUUGGGUUUGAGUUUGAAAUAUGAAUUAAAUUUAAAAUAAAAUUAAUUUAUAUUUAUUUUAAUUUUUGCUUGCGAAAUUUCACGGGGAGAAAGUACUCCCCAUCCCCGCCUUGCGAGGAAGAAUAUUCCUCCCCACUCCGUUCCCGUGACGGAGAUCCCUGCGGAGCCCCGCGAAGAUCGAGGAAAAUUGCCAUCCCUACUGAUUGAGAAGAUAGCCUUUGAAGUCAUUGUGGUUGAUGGAAAGUUCUUAUUCAAGCAAACAGGGAAGCUCCUUCACACCACUGGCAAUGCUAAGUGGAUAUUUGUUCUUAGCACAUCAAAGGCCUUGUAUGUUGGCCAGAAGAAGAAAGGCACAUUUCAACACUCGCGCUUCCUGGCUGGAGAAGCCAAAAUUGCUGCUGGAAGAUUAGUUGUCGAAGAUGGAGUCCUAAAAGUAUUGUCAUUAACAUAGUAGCUGCCAAAAUACAUCUCACUCGCUUGGUUUAAUGCUUUAGGGCUUUUUUGUGUCGAAAAAGUUUCCUACUGAUGUUUUUUUCUUUUUUUUUUUUUUGGGGUACUUUCACCGGGCAGUUUGGCCUCACAGUGGUAACUAUCAACCUACACCAGAAAAUUUCAAGGACUUCAUUUCAUUUCUUGAAGAGAACAACGUGGAUCUUACCGAUGUUAAGAUGAGCUGAGCUGAUGAGGAAGAAGCCUCAAGUAGAAACCAAAGAAGCAGCAAACAUCUGAGAUGCAGCUCGUCUGAAAAGGACUUGGAUCAAACACCGAAAAGCUUAGAUACUGAAGCGAUCAUUGUCAAAGACCUGGUCCAAGGGGAAACUGUUUCAGUAGAAGAAACUACUGUAGCACUUGAACGUCCCAAAUCAAGAAGGUGACGUAACCUUAGUGGGGAUUUGACUUACCUUGAAAUACCACAGAGGGAUGAAUGGUUUGGAAGUUUACAAAAUGACCAUUUGGCUCUUGGGCAAAGUUGUAAUGAUAAUUCAAUGGACUCUCUAGUGGAAGAUAGUCAUAGAACAUACAAGGAAGCAUUUGCUACUCAACUGUAGAUGGUUGAUGAUGAUUGUGAGGAUAACGAGCACAUUGAUCAGGAAUCGAUACUGCAAAGGAUCAACUCCAAAAAGGAGGCAAAUUCAUAUCAAUUGGGGAAACAACUGUCUUGUAAAUGGACAACAGGAGCAGGACCACGAAUUGGCUGUGUGAGGGAUUAUCCCUCAGAGCUCCAGUCCCAGGCGUUGGAGCAAGUGAACUUGUCUCCCAAAAGUGCAAGCCACUUAAAACCAUACUCCUCUCCCCGCUAUCCUAGCUGCUUGAGUCCAAAGGUAUCUUCUCCAUUACGUUUUGGUAAGGAAAUGACAGGCUCAUCUAUGCCCAAGAAAUUGCAAAGAAGCAUUCCUUACAGAACAGUCCUCCCCAUUGUUGAAAAAAGCACUGAUAGGAGCAAUCAAUAGUGUAUCAUAACUAACACAUUCCAGAUUAGUUCAUUCUUUUCUGUGAAUAUAAAAGAUGAUACAGGAAUUCUUUUCAUUCUAUGGCAUCCAGGAUCAUGUAUAGGCCUUUUUUUUGCUUUCGUUCACUUUGUACCAUAUAGAUGAGAUAUGUAAGAUUUUGGGUUUAAAUGCCCUUUGAUACAAAAGAAAAUGUUCAUUUUUCC
Messenger RNA from Rubroshorea leprosula, 1949 nucleotides. The record is from the annotation of a GenBank genome assembly. Lineage: Eukaryota; Viridiplantae; Streptophyta; Magnoliopsida; Malvales; Dipterocarpaceae.